AUGACAAUGAAACAUUUCUUGUUUUGGAUUGCUGCAGCUGACUUCCUGCUUGUCUUAGCCAUAAGAGGUAAAACUUGGGUUCCAUAUAAAACCCUCCUUACCACGUUACCAGAUGUCCAAGAGGAAAUUGUUAACGUACAUAAUAGCUUCAGGAGAAACGUAACUCCAUCAGCCAGUAACAUGCUGAAGAUGAGCUGGAAUGAGGAUGCUGCAGCAAAUGCCAGAACUUUGUCAAGUCAGUGUAAUCCUGAGAAUAGCUACAUACCUGACAGGCGAGUUGGAGAGAAAUUCUGUGGAGAAAAUAUAUUGUUUACAUAUUCUUCUAUACCAUGGUCAGAUGUAAUUGGAAUCUGGUAUGAUGAGUCACAAUACUUCACCUAUGGGAUAUUGAACAGAACAAAUAAAAGGAUUGACCAUUAUACUCAGGUUGUUUGGGCCACUUCUUAUCUCAUUGGCUGUAGCGUCACCUUAUGUCACCAACGAAGGUCAAAGAGAUUUCUCUAUAUUUGUCACUAUUGUCAUGAGGGAAAUCUUGUUCACCUACUUGAACCUUAUAAAGCGGGAGCCCCAUGUAGUCAAUGUCCUGAUGCCUGUGAAGAUAAACUUUGUAGUAAGUUUUACACAUUCUCUUUACUUAAAAUUGGAUGUAGCCACGUGAUGGUUAGAACAUACUGCAAAGCUAGCUGUCUCUGUACAACUGAAAUAAAAUAA
Molecule: messenger RNA, 711 nt
Organism: Chrysochloris asiatica (Cape golden mole)
Lineage: Eukaryota; Metazoa; Chordata; Mammalia; Afrosoricida; Chrysochloridae
Gene: CRISP1
Product: cysteine-rich secretory protein 1
Exons: 7
Coding region: 1-711 (236 amino acids)
Biological process (GO): binding of sperm to zona pellucida
Cellular component (GO): extracellular region
Source: RefSeq, a predicted model, not a curated record